GGCACACAAAAUUGAUGGCUGACAAUGAAGUGGUUUCUUCCUUAGAUAGGAUGGUGCCGAUGCAAAACCUUACAGAUCAACUGGCUCUCCACGUUACGUUGACGUUUGCACAAUCUCUCGAUGCAAAAAUUGCCGGUCGCGACGGGAAGCAACUCAUACUGAGCUGCAAAGAAAGUAUGAUUAUGACUCAUAGACUGCGAUCAAGGCACGACGCAAUUCUCGUUGGUAUCGGGACUGCCCUAAACGAUAAUCCGCAACUAAACACUCGUCUACUUGCACCGGAUGAUGGAGGUCAGGCUGUGCCGCUUCCAGUCAUCUUGGACUCGAACCUUCGAUUUCAACUUGAUUCAAAAUUGGUGAAUAACUACAAGAUCGGCAAGGGAAGGCAGCCCAUAGUAUUCACAGCCUUCGAUCACUUGGGCACUGAUGCGCAGUUUGAGGAAAGGCGUAGGCGCCUUGAAGCUGAGGGUGUAAAAGUUAUUCCUAUUAACUCCCUAGAUGGCAAACUUAAUCUAGGUUCACUCCUAGAUGAACUUCAGAAGAUCGGGAUUCGUUCCCUAAUGGUGGAGGGUGGAGCCACUGUAAUAUCAUCAUUUCUGCAAUCCGGCCUAGUCCACAGCCUCAUUGUUACCGUGUGUCCAACUAUUGUUGGCGACGAAGGUAUCGCAUAUGAUGUGAAAGGAGAGGUCAAAGGCCUUACUUUUCUUCAGACGCAGCUCGUGGGGAGAGACGCAGUUAUGGUGUGGAGUUUGCCUAAACGAGUCACCCUGGAUUAGUAGGAACACGUAUGCGCAACGCAAUUAAAACAGGCGAAAAACUUGCUGCGAUCUACUGUGCGAGAUGUCGGAUAAGAUUUGUUCUGCUAGUGGACACGCAAGACUAGUAUACACGCAAGCGUCCAGGGCGCGCAUUGGGUAUUUCCCAUGGGGGUUCCUUGGUGCACAGGGAGAUUGAAACUCUUCUGUCCUCAGGAUUAUAAUGACACAUUGCAUGUUAUACCCGAAAUUAAACGCGAC
Molecule: messenger RNA, 1016 nt
Organism: Fomitiporia mediterranea MF3/22
Lineage: Eukaryota; Fungi; Basidiomycota; Agaricomycetes; Hymenochaetales; Hymenochaetaceae
Product: bacterial bifunctional deaminase-reductase
Exons: 5
Coding region: 15-776 (253 amino acids)
Biological process (GO): riboflavin biosynthetic process
Molecular function (GO): 5-amino-6-(5-phosphoribosylamino)uracil reductase activity
Source: RefSeq, a predicted model, not a curated record